AUGAAUACGUUCUAUAUCGCAAUUGAAUUGAUAAUUGCGGUUCUGUCAAUCGGUGGCAAUGUUCUGGUGUGCUGGGCUGUAGCUAUCAACACUACACUUAAGAACGCUACUAACUAUUUUUUGGUGUCGCUGGCCGUUGCUGAUAUAUUGGUCGGCUUGCUUGCCAUUCCUUUUGCCAUCAUCAUAAGCAUUGGUUUACUUUCGGACUUUUAUGGAUGUCUUUUCCUCGCUUGUUUUGUUCUUGUACUGACGCAAAGUUCAAUAUUUAGUCUUCUUGCUGUCGCCGUUGACAGAUACUUGGCUGUCAAAAUACCUCUCAGAUACAAGGAGCUGGUGACGGGGAAACGCGCCCGAGAGAUCAUCGCCGUCUUAUGGAUCCUGUCUUUCGUCAUCGGACUCAUCCCGUUCAUGGGCUGGAACAGAAAAGAUUACGCCUGCUCCCCGAAAACAAACAGCACCCUGCAGCGGAACGUUAGCGGCAGCACCCCGGACUACGCCGCGACGGCCACAACGGAGAGGCGGUUCCUGCAGAGCUGCGAGCUGCUGUGUUUCUUCGAGAGCGUGGUGGACAUGAGCUACAUGGUUUACUUCAACUUCUUCAUCUGCGUCCUGCCGCCGCUACUCAUCAUGCUAGUCAUCUACAUCAAAAUCUUCACCGUGGCGCGGAAGCAGCUGCGGCAGAUCGAGCUGAAGUGCAGCGUGAGCAACGGCGACAGCCAGCACCACGGACUCCUGCAGCGAGAGAUCCGCGCCGCCAAGUCGCUGUCGAUCAUCGUCGGGCUUUUCGUGCUGUGCUGGAUGCCCGUUCACAUCCUCAACUGCCUCACGCUUUUUAACAACAAGCUGGAGAAGCCGGACACGGUCAUGUACGUGGCCAUCAUCCUGUCGCACGCCAACUCGGCCGUCAACCCCAUCAUCUACGCCUACCGUAUCCAGGACUUCAGACAGACCUUCCGCAAGAUCCUGGCGCGUCACUUCCUGUGCCGGAGGGAGGAGCUGUACCUCAGCUCUAACGGGAGUCGAAGGAACAGGGACCAAAUCACCAUGACGAUCCAUCCUCUGUUAUAG
Messenger RNA from Chanos chanos (milkfish), 1068 nucleotides. RefSeq names its product adenosine A2b receptor (gene adora2b). Gene Ontology annotation, molecular function: G protein-coupled adenosine receptor activity. Bases 1 to 1068 code for a protein of 355 amino acids. Gene Ontology annotation, cellular component: plasma membrane. Gene Ontology annotation, biological process: vasodilation; G protein-coupled adenosine receptor signaling pathway; adenylate cyclase-activating G protein-coupled receptor signaling pathway. The record is from RefSeq and is a predicted model, not a curated record. The transcript is spliced from 3 exons. NCBI's taxonomy places the organism in Eukaryota, Metazoa, Chordata, Actinopteri, Gonorynchiformes, Chanidae.